Messenger RNA from Phalaenopsis equestris, 1365 nucleotides. RefSeq lists its product as uncharacterized. The coding region runs from base 28 to 1029 and encodes 333 amino acids. The record is from RefSeq and is a predicted model, not a curated record. Lineage: Eukaryota; Viridiplantae; Streptophyta; Magnoliopsida; Asparagales; Orchidaceae. Gene Ontology annotation, cellular component: membrane. The transcript is spliced from 6 exons. Gene Ontology annotation, biological process: Golgi vesicle transport.
UUUUUUGUUUAAUCUUGUUUGUCGUCGAUGGCCUCGGCGUUCGAUCAGUGGGAGAAGGACCCUUUCUUUUAUGCUGCAGAGGAGGUCCAGGAAUCGGCUGACAGAUUGGAAUCGGUUUACCGGCGAUGGAUGCACGAGAAGAAGGGAAUCGAGCUGCGGAGGGAAGUUCAUAUAGCCCUAGGGACCACGAAAUGGCAGCUCGAGGAGUUGGAAAGAGCGGUGAGGCGAGACGAUGAGGCAGUCUUAGCUCGCAAAGCUACUGUAAAUCGACAUAACGCUUUUGUUGAGGCGAUUUCUUAUCGGAUUGAGAUGGUGGAGAAGGCUUUGAAGGAAUCAAAUGUGGCGGAAGAGGGGGAGACUGAGUUGACGUGGACAAGGCUGGAUGAAGGGGAAAGGGAUGAGCUUGCCCUUUUCCUGUCUCCUCCGCGUUCUGAAGGAGAUGAGGCAUCACUGAUCCAAUCAGACGUUGAACAGGAAGUAAGAAGCCGGAUGGAUGGAGAAACUUCUGCUGGUUUGAAGAAUCCUUCUUAUCAAUGUAAACUAAGGGAGGAAGAUAACGGCAGGAUUGCUAACGGGAGCGCUGAAGUAGGUUUAUUGGUGGUGGAUUCUGCUUCGACAGAGGAAUCUUCUUUGAGACUAUCAGACGAGCAGUCUAACUUUCCUCCUCCGAAGUUCUUACGUCUCUUUGAGCUGAAAGCUGCUGAGUCAUCUUCUAACCCUAAAAGAUGGUAUAGGAAUGGUUUCAGGAAGUGGAAACAUUUGAAUCAAAAUGAUAUGGAAGAAUCCUUGCCACUGCGGAAUCAUCAUUUGAGUCGGGGCAUGAAUGAAUGCUAUGAGAGGAGCAAGAGUUGUCUUAGUGAUUGUACAGAUGAGUCUUACCAUAAAAAUCACCAUUAUUGGUUUGGAGCUUUUCAAAGGCAGCUUCAGAGGUCUCAAUACCAAAUCCAAUAUGGUCGACCUGUUCAGUUGAUGAUUUGGAUUGCUGUUACUGUUCUACUUCUCUUUCUUUUUGUAUUGCAUGCCAGUUAAAACUAGAGUUUGUUCUCAGCCUUCAGCUUGUUGAUCCCUGGGAGUUGCUUGCUUUUAAUUUUAGCAGCCCACAAGCUAAGAUCAUCAUAUUGAAAAAAGAAAAUAGUUUGGUGCAUCAAAAAUCAUGAUGCCCCUUACAAUAAUGAACGGAUCGAUGGAUGCUUUUAGCUUCAAGAUUGGUGCAAUCAAAGAUUCAAAUGGUACCAUUGGAUUCUGUCUUUGAUUGUCAUGAGAUCUAUACUCAAUGUAUGUGUUUUUGUGAAUCUUGAUGCAAUCAAACUAAUCAUCAUCCCUCUAUCUAUUUUAUAUCUUACAAUCUUGAGGCAGUGUUUUAUU